AUGAACAACCUGUAUGAAAACCUAUUGUCCUUUCUGGAAAAGAUCUCAGAUGAAUCCUUUUGGCAUGCUAUCUUUGGUGAGCGCGCAUUGAACUUGUUGAAGCGUUAUUUUGGUAGUGAUGUUGUCUUUCUGGGUUUCAUUGUCUAUCUUGCUCCGAUUAUCGGAUACCAUCUAAGUAGUUUGUUUUAUUAUGUACUCCAUACGAUCCGAGAAAACAUGUAUGUUUCCAUUCAGAUCAGUAAAGACCAGUCAUGUUAUGAAGCUAUUCAACAAUUCGUGGUCAAAAACACAGCUCAAUUGAAACAUUUAAGAGAUGUGGAAGGUCGUUGUAUUUACGAUGAUGAAGAUGACGAUGAUAUUCAAGGACCUUCUCCUCCUCCUCGCCUUGGCCUCUUUCCAUUGGAUGAAACUGUACAAAAGAUUUAUUAUAAAAAACACACCCUCUGGGUCUCCAAACUCAAGAACGGUGGUGUGCAGAAAAACAACGACAAUUAUUACAGCAACAACAUUAAAGAUUUAUUGGGUAUGAUGAACACCAAUCCUUGUAUUCAAAUCACGAUGCGUGGCCAAAACAUGGAAUUACUCAAGUCGUUUGUUCAAGAAUGGAUCAACAAACACUAUGAAAACGAGCAUGGUAAAUUGACGAUUUACAAAUGCAUGCCUACUCGCUAUGACGGAUUUGAAUGGAACAGCAUUGGAUCCAAGGAAUUAAGACCCUUUAGUUCAGUCAUCUUGAAGGACAGACAAAAGGAACGCAUCUUGAAGGAUAUCCAAACAUUCCGUCGUCGUGAACACUGGUAUUCCAUUCGCGGUAUUCCUUAUCGUCGUGGCUAUUUGUUGUAUGGUCCUCCUGGUACAGGCAAAACAUCUUUGGUUCAAUCAGUGGCUAGUAAGAUCAACAUGAACGUGGCUAUCAUUAGCUUGUCUGGUAAAAUGGAUGAUGAGAAUUUUAAUGUGAUGCUUCAAGAAGUACCUCGUAACAGUAUUCUGGUGAUGGAAGAUAUUGAUCAUUGUGUGAUUCAGGAUCCUAAUUCAGGUGAAGAACAUGCUGCUGCUCAAGCCAAGAUUACCAUGAGUGGUUUAUUGAAUGCUUUGGAUGGUGUCGUGGCUCAAGAAGGAUCCAUGGUGUUCAUGACCUGUAAUGAUUUGACUCGUAUUCAACCUGCUCUGCUUCGUCCUGGUCGUAUCGAUAUGAAGAUGGAACUAGGCUAUGCUGAUAAAACUCAAAUCAGAAAAAUGUUUUGGCGUUUUAUGGGCGAAGAUGACAUGGAAGAAGGAGAAGAAGAAGAAGGAAAAGAUACCAAGAAAAUCAUGGCUUCCCCUGAACUCAAGGAUCUCGCAGAUCAAUUCACAGAUAUGAUUCCUGAUCUUGAGGUGACACCUGCAGAACUUCAAAACUUUUUUAUUAUGCACUUGAUGGAUAAAGAGGCUGAAAAGGAAGAUGAUGAAGAUAAAGAAGAACAAGACACUAAAGUCGAUUAUUCUUAUUUAUUGGAUGCUGUCCCUGCCUUCUUAGAAACUGUACGCUAUGACCGACAACAAGCCUUAGAACACAAAAUGAAUAGAACCAGCUUGACCGUAAAGAACUUGCAAGCGCAAUUACAAGAUCAAAAGUCUUUAGCUGAAGAAGAUACCAAGACAGUAGUUGAAGAAACUGCUGUUUCUGAACCUGUAAAAUAA
Gilbertella persicaria is the source of this 1680-nucleotide messenger RNA. Its product is annotated as P-loop containing nucleoside triphosphate hydrolase protein. NCBI's taxonomy places the organism in Eukaryota, Fungi, Mucoromycota, Mucoromycetes, Mucorales, Choanephoraceae. Gene Ontology annotation, molecular function: ATP binding; ATP hydrolysis activity. The record is from RefSeq and is a predicted model, not a curated record. Bases 1 to 1680 code for a protein of 559 amino acids. The transcript has 3 exons.